CUAAAAAUACAGUUUUUGACCAAAUGACGUCAUUUCUGGUGAUGGUAAAAAUGUUAAAUUGACUUGACCUAGUCCAAAUUGGCAUAAAGCAUCAAAUGGUAAAAACAAAUUGAAAACCGAAUGAUAAUUGACUCUUUUACAUUGCCUAUUUCUCAGCAACCGCUCAUAUUACGAACUAAUUUUCACAUACAUUCUCUUCGUAUGGAUUAUUGCUACGAGUUUAUGAAAGUUACGAAGAAAUAUUUUAAAAUAUCAAGACGCUGAAUGGGUUGUAAAUAGCUUAAUUUUACAUCGUUUUUCACCUUUUAAUCGAAAAGCCCGAAAACGAAAUCGAAAUUAAGAAAACUGAGUCCGAUGUUUUGUGCACAUUUGCAUGGAGCAUCCUUUUGGUAAUAUCAAAUUUUGAAAAAAAAAUAUUUACUUUCAAAAAGUGGUACCGAACUGUCAAAUUAUAGUUGUAGUCACCCCUGUCCGUCCGUCCACAAUUGUUUGUGAACAGUCUACAGGUCACAAUUUUUAUCCGAUUUCAAUGAAACUUGAAAUAUAGGUUUAUCACCCUAAGAUCUCGGUUCCUUUCGAUAUUGGCAUGUAUCGGACUGUAACUUCAUGGAUUAUGGCCCCUGAUUGUACGAAAAAUCGCAUUUUUAGCUUGUGAACACUAUAGAGGUCACAAUUUUUAUCCGAUUUGGUUUAUACUUGAAUUGUAUGAUUAUAACUCAAAGAUCUCGGUUCCUUUCGAUAUUCGCGCAUAUCGGAACUUAACUUCCUGAAUUAUGGCCCCUGAUUGUACGAAAAAUCGCGUUUUUAGCUUGUGGACCCUAUAGAGGUCAUAAGUUUUAUCCGAUUUAAAAAAACGUAUGAUUAUAUCACCGUUAAACCCUAAGGACGACUGAUGAAAAUUAGCCCAAAACUGAGAGAAAAAAUGGCCGCCCUUUGUUCUCAAAUAGAGUAAAAAUAUGGUUAUUAUUUUAUUCUGGUUCGAAAUCUAAAGUAGAUUUAAAAACAUAUCAGUCAAGUAGUUAUGAAAAUGUAAAGGAUCUCAAAGAAUCAGUUGUUGACUGCAACAGCGAAAAUCUGUUUACUGACAAUUUAGAUUUACUGAAAAUUACACAGAAAUCUCAAGAAUCUGUAUCAGCUGAAAGUGAGAAUAUCAUUCAACAAAGAUAUAUUUUUAAUAUGAAUUCACAUUCUGUUCUAGAAGGAACUAAAAGUGAUGUUGACAGUGGUAUGAAAACUGAAUCUCGUUCUUUUUUGUCAAGUGAAAUGCCAAGUUCAAAUAUGAAUCAAAAUCGGGUGGAAGCUGACAGUGGGGAGAGUCUACUCAUACCCAAAAGUCCAAAAGUCGCAGAGAACCUUGCUGAUGACAUAACAGAUUUGUUCACUCCGAUGAAAGCCUUGAAUUUCAAUGAUGCCACAGAUUCUCAUAUUCAACAGCAUGCUGGGAUUGAUGAAGAAUGUGAUGAUUGUACAUCAAUGGAAGCAAAUCGCAAAAAAAUAGAAUUUAUCUCCACAAAUAAUCAGGGUGUACGAAUAAUUGAAGGCCAUGCCUCUCCUUUAGAAGACAAAACAAACCAAGGUUUCAAUUUUCAAAAUAAUGCAGACAGUUUCCUUGCAUCUCAGGAUAAUCAAGCAGGCAUUUUUGCAGAGUCCCCAAAUCUUUAUGAUAGUCUGGAAGAACAUGAGGAUGGUCCACAUCGAACCAGGUACAGCCCCGCACCAAAUCCUGUAGCAAGUCCACGGAACAGCGCAGCAGGGUCCAUUCCUGAGUUCAGUUCUCAAAGAUCUAAAGCUAGUUUAGAGUCCAUAUCAGAAGCAAGUCCUGGUAAAAUUCAAACAGAGCAUGAUAUGCUGCAGAGACCCAUUGACAACUGUCAGUGGUCAUUUUCUAAUCAUACGAACUCAAGUCCUGUAUCAAUCAGUGAGAAUCAGGUUUCUCUGGAGGGUUAUCUUCCUGAACAUGGAUUACUGCAAGGAGCAGUUGGUACUUCUCCUGGAAGUUCUCAUUCAUUACAACAUGCGCGUUAUAUGCCUCCAGGGCUCUACAAUUAUACCACCGAGCGUCAAGUUCCGACAGCUCUACCAGAAUACCAUACAAACAGAUUCCAACAUAAAAACGAAAAUGUCUUUCAUUACGUUAACAGUGGAAAAAAUGUUUCGUCUGAUCAAAUUCAUCGUGCGUAUUCUCUAAUAUCUGACUCUGGAUCACUGCAAACUGGGCGUGACCAUGGAAAUUUACUACUGAAUGUUGAUGGCGAUACAAGAGAUAAUACUCACGCCAAUAGUGAUAUCAAUGAACAAGAACACCGGAACCUUGAUGAAUUUCACUCACUGCUAGAUCUUACAUUAAUGAGACGCCAACAAGCAACAUCUAAAACAUCCCUGCAACAACCUCAAAAACCAAAUGAACAAAACUUAGCCAAUCAGCAUCAAACAGCUCCGAAAUUAUGCACAGAAGCAAAAGUUUGUCCGCGACAUUUAAAGUAUGAACAGAGACAGAAUAUAAACAACAGCAGUGAAACAAUAGGAAAAACCAAACCAGACAUGUCAUCAGAUAAGCAGAAUGUUUUAGCAAGAUAUCCUGUAAAUCCUAAAACACGCCCAAACGCUCAGGGUGGAAACGUCAAAGAAAAAAAGAAUGCAAGGACAGGGAACACCCAACCUCGUUAUAAUCAAACUUCUCAAAGAUCUUUUAAUAGACAAACUGACACAUCCACACAAGGUCGACAAAUUCUACAUUACAGCUCUGCAAGAGAUCAAAAUAUUUCACAGAGCACACAAGGUAGUACUUUGAAUUAUGGAGCACCAAGAACAGGAAAUGAUGUGAAUUAUGAAAAUAGGAUUGCAGGAGUUGGCCAGGAUGAUAUUACAUGGCUACCAGAUUCAGACGAUUUUCCCAUUUAUCGCCAAGAUCGGCAUCAUGUUACAAGUUUAUUGCAGACGGGAAGAUGUCAACAAAAGGAGGCCACUGUCGGGUAUCAAAAUAACGAUCAGUAUGUACCAGUGUAUGCUAGUUCUGACAAUGAUAGCAAUGAUGUUGCCCUUGAUGAUAGAUACAGUCCAAGGUCACGGGACAACACUACUAGAGGCCAAUUGAAGAAUGACACUAAUCAGAGAUCACAGGUUACUACUCGAUCACUGCAACAACAGCCUGUAUCUGAGGAUAUAUUUCAAGGUGGUGGAGGUAUAAAUGUAGAUAUUAUGGGUAUGGAAGAGGUACGAUCACAUCUUCACUCUAUAUUGCGAGCAGGAAAUAAUCAUCUACAAGGUCUGCCAAGCAUAGAUGCUAGUAUUAGUCCAAGUGAACUGUUGAUGGAACAUCCAGCAACAAUAAACAGAAAUAUUGACACAAGUUCUGUUAUCAGUUAUUAGAAACUCAACAACAGUUAGCUAUAGCCAUAUCAACGGACAAGAAGAAAGAUAUUAUGAUUGAACAGUUAGAUAAACAACUAGCAAAAGUUGUGGAAGGAUGGAAAAGACGAGAAACAGAGAAAGAUGAAUAUCUGAAAGUCUUAACGAAGGAAAAAAUAAAAGUUGAGGAUAAACUACAAAAACAACAAGUGAUGAUUAGUAAUUUUGAGAAGAACGUUUCUGACACACUGGAUGAAUUACUUAAAGAAAAAAACAAACAUGUGGAAGAUGUUAAAAGACUAGAAACCACAAUGAUUGAUGCGAUACGAGCGAAAAAACAGGUUGAGGAAGUACUUGAUGGCGAGAAAGAAAAAUCCAGUCUAAUCACACAAGAAUGGGAACAGUUGAAAGAGUCACGAGAAUUAGCAGAGAAACGAGCACAAGUCACCCAGGACAGGCUAAAUCACGAACAAGAUGAGUUUUAUAGACGAGAAAAAGAGUUGCUGACUAAAAUAGAUGAAGUUAAAGAUGCUAAUCUUAAAGUUAUGCAAAUGGAAAGGAGAAAGACAGAAGAGGAACAAGAGAGAAUAUCAGAAUUGGAAGAUAAAAUUCGUACCCUGACAACAGAGACUAAAAAAUUGGAACUGAGUGUAGACUCAGCUAAUAGAGAAAAAGAAAGUUUAAAGGUAGAAAUGUCGAACAUGGAAGCAAAAUAUGAUAGUGCUGCUAGAAAAUUAGAAGCCGAUUUACAGUCACAGAUGGAAAAGGAGAUAUCAGAACAGAUAGAUGACAUCACCGAGAAAAUGGAAUCAACUGUUACAGAAAUCCAGGAGAAACAUCGACAACAGGUAAUGGAAUUACAGAAACGUCAACAAAAAGACCUGGAACAACAAUUAAAUAAAUUUCAUGAACAAGUUCUUGAGAAAGAGGAAAAAUUACAAAAACAAAUUGUUAAUGGAGAAAAUCAGUUAAGAGAAUUCAGGAAAGAAAACACAUCUCUUAAAAACAUCAAACAGAAUUUAGAAUCUCAGAGAAUGGAAAUAUUAACUAAGUUACAGUAUAUGAUGCAAUCCCAGUGGAAUGAAGCUGUAUCAUUAUUAGUAAAUACUCCACAUAGAUGUAGACAGGUGUCUGCUGUGUCUUCAAUAAAUCCUAAUGAAAAUGAUGAAAAUAACGGUGUUGGACAGGGUUUAAAUCUGACACAAGAAUUACCUAAAACAACUAGUCCAGGUCAAGACGAACUGGCGACUAACUUUGGUCUGUAUGUAGAAACGGAAGGGGGUGUUUCUGGUCGACCACAUACACCUCAGACACAAACUGCCCGAGUCGAAGCUUAUUUAAACACUUUGCCAACAACCACUAGGGUUAGAUCACAUCAACUAUUUGAACCUGCAUCUCACAGUUUGCCUGUUUCCCACAAUCAACCCCCAUCUCAGCACCCCAUGUCAUCCCCUCAAAUUGAUCUACAACACUUAUUUUACCCUACUGCUUCCUCUCAGGGUCAAAGUCAAUCAUCGGACAUCUACCAUACCACUAAAGACCCGACAACCAAUUUCAGUCGAUUCAAUGACCCUAAUGUGUUCGUUCAGAGUUCUAUUAACCAAUCGUUAUUAAGUAACACCUGUUAUUGCCGCACCACACAACAAUUCAAUUCGCCAAAAAUUCAGGAAUAUACACAAAUCCGUUUACCACAUACUGCCGAUGGUUCCCCUAGACGAUAUAUGAGACCACAAUCGACAGAGAGUUCUCCACAAGGAGUUAAAAGUAGCCAAUAUUCACAUCAUUUACUAAAUCAAUGUAUAGAAGCAGAUUUAACCAAUCAAAAUUCUGCAUUAUCAGCUGAAAAUGCCCCAGCUGUUAUGAUUCGUCCACCACAUCAGCAGAAUCGACCAAUGAAUGGUCAGAAUUACAAUAGAUCAUCCAGUCAUGGUGAAUCAGUGUCACCCAAUCACAGAACAGACGACAGAGUUGAUGCUGAUCAACAGGAUACCACUAAUCUUUUGGGUGAUCAAAAUAGUGGUCAUUUAACUCUGCAGGAUCUUCACAGUUUGUCACAACCUGUUACAACAGGUCACACUGAUUAUAUUGGUGCACACAGUGAAGAAGGGGAAACAACUCUAGUGGAUACUGUCAGGUUAAAGUCAGAUUAUGGUCAACUGUUCAGUCAAGUAGAGGAAUAUCAAUGGCGACAGACAGAAUUGCAACAUUAUAUUAAAAAGUUACUAGAGAAAUCGCCUAGAUCAGGUAAAGAUAAACCAGUCCCUGAUUUACCUGUUGAUUCUGAAAUAGAUACAUUCAGAGAUCUAGCAGUGGACUUCGAUUUAAAUGACACAGAACAGGCUGCUCAGUUAAGUCAAGAUUUUCACAGAUUACAACAGUUGAGAGAAAAUCAGAGUGUAGGCCUAUCUGGAAAACUUAGUGCAUCGUUAGAUCAAGAUAGUCUGUCAGUAUCUCAAGGUUCAACAUCACUGCCUGGAGUUAUCCCCCCUGAACUGAUGUCAGAAAUAUUGUUAUUACUGUCUCAAUAUUGGCAACAGUUACAUCACCAACAAUCUGUUAAUCCUGUUACCACAACUACAUCUACAGGAUUAACCUCACUACUUGUGUCAGCCCUACAGACUUUACCCAAUAGGGCGCUGACUGUUAAAGAAGGAAAAACCAAACCAAACGUCAAAUAUUCUCCUAAAUCAAGUCAAACAAGAAAACAGAAAGAAGUUCAGAAACACAUCCAUAGCAAGGAGUCUGUUUCAACACAAGAUGGUGGAGUUGAGAAACAUAAUGGAUCGAAUAAAACAGAGAAAAAAACAGUUGCUGUUAAACCCAGUCAACAUAAAAACAAAUUCUGGAAAUGAGAGACUACAUUUUUUAUACGCCCACAUUUUCAUGUUGACGUAUAUUGGCGUCGCCCCAGUCCGUCCGUCCAGAAUUGUUUGUGAACAGUCUACAGGUCACAGUUUUUAUCCGAUUUUAAUGAAACUUGAAAUAUAGGUUUAUCACCCUAAGAUCUCGGUUCUUUUCGAUAUUGACAUGUAUCGGACUGUAACUUCAUGGAUUAUGACCCCUGAUUGUACAAAAAAUCACGUUUUUAGCUUGUGAACACUGUAGAGGUCACAAUUUUUAUCCAAUUUGGGUUAAACUUGAAAUGUAUGCUUAUAACCCAAAGAUCUCGGUUCCUUUUGAUAUUCGUGCAUAUUGGAACGUAACUUCCUGAAUUAUGGCCCCUGAUUGUACGAAAAAUCGCGUUUUUAGUUUGUGGACCCUAUAGAGGUCAUAAUUUUUAUCCGAUUUAAAAAAACGUAUUAUUAUAUCACUGUUACACCCUAAGGAUAGUUGAGUUCGAAUUUCGUGAACAUCAGCCCAAAACUGACAGACAAAAUGGCUGCCCUUCGUUCUCAAAUAGCGUAAAAAUAUGGUAUAUCAAGGUUGUGGACCCUAUAGAGGUCACAAUUUUUAUCCGAUUCUGUUGAAACUUGAAAUGUAAGUUUAUAACCCAGAGAUCUCGGUUUCUUACCAUAUUCGCGCAUUAUGGCCCCUGACUGUACGAAAAAUUGCGUUUUUUGCUUGUGGACCCGAUAGAGGUCAUAAUUUUUAUCCAAUUUUAAAAAUCGUCUUAUUAUAUCACCGUUACACCCUAAGGACGGCUGAGAUCGAAUUUCGUGAAAAUCCGCCCCAAACUGACAGACAAAAUGGCCGCCCUUCGUUCUCAAAUAGCAUAAAAGUAUGGUAUAUCAAGGUUGUGGACCCUAUAGCGGUCAUAAUUUUUAUCCAAUUUUAAAAAUCUUCUUAUUAUAUCACCGUUACACCCUAAGGACGGCUGAGAUCGAAUUUCGUGAAAAUCGGCCCCAAACUGACAGACAAAAUGGCCGCCCUUCGUUCUCAAAUAGCAUAAAAAUAUGGUAUAUCAAGGUUGUGGACCCUAUAGAGGUCACAAUUUUUAUCCGAUUUUGUUGGAAUUUGAAAUGUAAGUUUAUAACCCAAAGAUCUCGGUUCCUUUUGAUAUUCGCGCAUACCGGACCGUAACUUCCUGAAUUAUGGCCCCUGAUUGUAAGAAAAAUCGCGUUUUUAGCUUGUGGGCCCUAUCGAGGUCAUAAUUUUUAUCCGAUUUAAAAAAACGUAUUAUUAUAUCACCGUUACGCCCUAAGGAUAGUUGAGUACGAAUUUCGUGAACAUCAGCCCAAAACUGACAGACAAAAUGGCCGCCCUUCGUUCUCAAAUAGCGUAAAAAUAUGGUAUAUCAAGGUUGUGGACCCUAUAGAGGUCACAAUUUUUAAACGAUUCUGUUGGAACUUGAAAUGUAAGUUUAUAACCCAGAGAUCUUGGUUUCUUACGAUAUUCGCACAUAUCGGACCGUAACUUCCUGAAUUAUGGCCCCUGACUGUACGAAAAAUUUUGCUUGUGGACCCGAUAGAGGUCAUAAUUUUUAUCCAAUUUUAAAAUCUUCUUAUUAUAUCACCGUUACACCCUAAGGACAGCUGAGUUCGAAUUUCGUGAAAAUCGGCCCAAAACUGACAGACAAAAUGACCGCUCUUCGUUCUCUAAUAGCCUAAAAAUAAGGUAUAUCAAGGUUGUGGACCCUAUAGAGGUCACAAUUUUUAUUUGUAAGUUUAUAACACAAAGAUCUCGGUUCCUUUCGAUAUUUGCGCAUAUCGAAUUGUUAUUUCCUGAAUUAUGGCCCUUGAUUGUAGGAAAAAUCACUUUCUUUUAAGCUUGUUCUAUAUCCAUCUCUCGAAAAUGUGGGCGUAUCCUGCCUGGCAGCCGCUGGUUUCAGAAACAAUCCAGAAAAGUGUGAAGUGAAAAAAUAACAUUACGGUCAAUUUGCAUUGUGAUUAAUGUGGUAUUUGAGGAUGGUGCUCCGGUCCUCGUCUUAAAUGUGUUUUAGAAAUGACAUUUUUUACUUGACACAGUUAAAUUUUCUGUUAUGCAAAAUAUUAUGAGACCGAAAACUUAACUAGUAUCAAGCAAUAGUAUGUUAGCAGAUUUAAAUUCAAAUAUUCAACAAAAAGAAUUAAAGAUGCCUUGAAAUGUGGUCGUAUAUUGUCGUCGCCAGCGUCCAGAUUUAUGGACCUUGAUCCCUUUGAAAAAUCUUGUGGGCACUCUAGAGGCUAAAGUUAAUAUCUGAUUGACUUUAUUAAAUUUAUACACAGUGUUUAAGGUCAUGAGAUGAAGAAGCCUAUGAUUUUAAACGAUUUCCGAUAAUAACUGCCAGAGUUAUGGCCCUUGAUCACGUUGAAAAAUCUUGUGGACACUCUAGAGGCUAAAGUAAUAACCGAUUGACUGUAAAUUUUUAUACAAUGUUUAAGGUCAUGAGGUGAAGAAGCCACUUAAUUUUCAACGAUUUCCAAUAAUUACUGCCAGAGUUAUGGCCCUUGAUCACUUUGAAAAAUCUUGUGGACACUCUAAAAGCUAAAGUCAAAAGAAAAUGUUAGUGUCAGCCAAUAUUAAAUAUGUGAAAAAACUAGUUAAACACAUGUUAGUGUCAGCCAAUAUUAAAUAUGUGAAAAACUAGUUAAACACAUUCCAAAUAUAAUUUUGACACAGAGAUCUUUGUUACGGUUGAUGUGUAACGAAGAUUUGAACAGACGGGAAGUGGCGCAAACAAAAGGAAAACACGAGUUUUACUUAUAUAUGCUGUUCAAAACUAACAAUUCAUAAAAUGAAUUGACUGUCAUGAGAUAAGAGAAAGCGAGAAAAAUGGAAAAGUUGUCGUUCUUUUGUUUUUAUUCAUUUUCGACUUACACAUUUUAAGUCAUAACUAUAGUUUAUUCUGGUAGCCCUAUAAAUAUAGACAUAUUAUUAUUAUUUUUAUACGCCCACGUAUAUUGUCGUCGCCCCUGUCCGUCCGUCCACAAUUGUUUGUGAACAGUCUACAGGUCACAAUUUUUAUCUGAUUUCAAUUAAACUUGAAAUAUAGGUUUAUCACCCUAAGAUCUCGGUUCCUUUUGAUAUUGGCAUGUAUCGGACUGUAACUUCAUGGAUUAUGGCCCCUGAUUGUACGAAAAAUCACGUUUUUAGCUUGUGAACACUGUAGAGGUCACAAUUUUUAUGCGAUUUAGUUUAAACUUGAAAUGUAUGAUUAUAACCCAAAGAUCUCGGUUCCUUUCGAUAUUCGCGCAUAUCGGACCGUAACUUCCUGAAUUAUGGUCCCUGAUUGUACGAAAAAUCGCGUUUUUAGCUUGUGGACCCUAUAGAGGUCAUAAUUUUUAUCCGAUUUAAAAAACCGUAUUAUUAUAUCACCGUUAGACCCUAAGGACGACUGAGUUCAAAUAUCGUGAAAAUCAUCCCAAAACUGACAGACAAAAAGGCCUCCCUUCGUUCUCAAAUAGUGUAAAUAUAUGGUAAAUCAAGGUUGUGGACCCUAUAGAGGUCACAAUUUUAAUCCUAUUUUGAUGAAACUUGAAAUGUAAGUUUAUAACCCAAAAAUCUCGUUUCCUUUCUAUAUUAGCGCAUAUCGGAACGUAACUUCCUGAAUUAUGGCCCCUGAUUGUACGAAAAAUCGCGAUUUUAGCUUGUGGAGUCUAUAGAGGUCAUAAUUUUUAUCCGAUUUAGAAAAACAUAUUAUUAUAUCACCGUUAAACCCUAAGGACAGCUGAGUUCGAAUUUCGUGAAAAUCGGCCCAAAACUGACAGACAAAAUGGUUGGCCUUCGUUCUCAAAUAGCGUAAAAAUAUUGUAUAUCAAGGUUGUGGACCCUAUAGAGGUCACAAUUUUUAUCCGAUUUUGUUGAAACUUGAAAUGUAUGUUUAUAACUCAAAGAUCUCGGUUCCUUUUGAUAUUCGCACAUAUCGGAACGUAACUUCCUGACUUAUGGUCCCUGAUUGUACGAAAAAUCACGAUUUUAGCUUGUGGAGCCCAUAGAGGUCAUAAUUUUUAUCCGAUUUAUAAAAGACGUAAAAUUAUAUCACCGUUAGACCCUAAGGACGACUGAGUUCGAAUUUCGUGAAAAUCGGCCCAAAACUGACAGACAAAAUGGCCGCCCUUCGUUCUCAAAUAGCGUAAAAAUAUGGUAUAUCAAGGUUGUGGACCCUAUAGAGGUCACAAUUUUUAAACGAUUCUGUUGGAACUUGAAAUGUAAGUUUAUAACCCAGAGAUCUCGGUUCCUUUCGAUAUUCGCGCAUAUUGGACCGUAACUUCCUGAAUUAUGGCCCCUGAUUGUACAAAAAAUCACUUUCUUUUUAGCUUGUUCUCUAUCCAUCUCUCGAAAAUGUGGGCGUAUCCUGCCUGGCAGCCGCUGGUUUUCUUAAAAGCUACGACUGUCUCCGACACAUGGAUUACAAAUUUAGGCCUACUGCUUGUUCAGUAAUGCUUGACCUAUUUAACUGAUGAAUAUUGUAUUACAAUACAAACAUAUCAAUAUAUAUUUUUAUACGCCCACAUUUUCAUAGCAGCUAAAUCGUCCGAGCGGUCGACAAAAAUGAAAUGGGGUUUAAUGUCCUACUGUUCUGCUCCUAUGCUGGGCUAAUGAAGACGGGCAUACGCCAUACAGUGUGCUAAGAGGGAAAUUUUGCCUGGGCAGCGGCACUAUCGCCUACUCUUAUAUCGAAUUCCAACUGCCAAGGGAUCUUUUACGUGCAUUCCAAUGUAUACACGGGACCUCGGUUUUUCGUAUCAUCCGAAGGACUAAACAGCUGUCCUUGUCAGGCCCUCUGUCCUGCAUCACUGACUAGGGGGAACCAUGCCGGAAAAUCUGGAUGAACUUUCUCGGCCAAUGCAGGGAUCGAACACCCGACCUCCAGGCUAACGAGCCAGCGUCUUACCCACUUAGCCACGUGAUCCCCCGAGCGGUCGACAAGGGUUUUGUAGGUAAUUGGGGGCAUUUACAAGACAAUUUCAUACAGAUGAGAUUAUAAUUUUUGUUGUUUUAAGGUUCCCAUGGGUCUAGAAACUGAAAUAAGGGCCUGUAAAGUAAUUUACAGAAAAUUUUGAAAUUUGACAGGCUUUCUCGUUUUACUAAUUUCAAUGCAUAUAAAUUUCAUACAGAUCGGAUGAUGACAUUUGUCAUUCGAACGUUCACAAGAUUCACAAACUAAAACAAGGGCCAUAACACUAGAAAUAAUUGACGGAAAAUGGCUGGAAUUCAAUAGACCUCAGUUUCACAAAUUUAAAUGAUGCAUAUAAAUUUCAUACAUAUCGGGUGAUAACAUUCAUCAAUCGAGCAUUAACAAGAUUGAACAAAGUGAAACAAGGGCCAUGGCUCUAGAAGUAAUAAACCGAAAGUGCUGAAAUUCAAUAGAAUUCUUAUGUUUACCAAUCUAAAUGACACAUAAAUUUCAUACAGAUCGGCAGAUAACUUUGAUGUUAGAGCGUUCACAAGGUGCAGCAAAGUGAAACAAUUAAGGGCCAUAACUCUAGAAGUAAUUAACUGAAAUUAUUGAAAUUAAAUAGGCGUCUUCAUCUCACCAAUGUAAACAACAUAGGAAAACAAUCAGAUGAUAAAUGUAGUCCAUAGAGUGUUUAGAGUGUUCACAAGAAAUUGUGGAUGACGGACGGAUGGGGACGACGGCAAUAUAUCACGUGUAAAUAAAAGAUAGGUUGCCAGGCAACGAAACAUACGCCCACAGCAGGUAUAUCGUCCGGGCAGUCAAUAAGAGUUGUCGCAUAUUUUUACUUUUUUCGGUAGUGAAACAUUUAUAAUACAUUAAAAUCUGAUUAAGAGUAACAACUCAUUAAGUAAUUAUCAGAAAACCAUUAGAAUUUGUUUGGUUUUUAUAAAGUUCUGUCCCAUGCUAAUGUUUAGUAUAAAAAACUUUUAACAUCAUGGAUUUAGCUGUUCAAGUCAUAAACAUUCAUUGAAAAUCAAUAUACUUGUUCGUCUCAAGACCUUAAACACUGUGUACCAAUCUGAAGUCAAUCGGAUGAUAAUUUUAGCCUCUAGAGCGUCACAAGAUUUUUCAAAGUGAUCAAGGGCCAUAACUCUGGCAGUAAUUAUCCAAAAUCGUUGAAAAUCAAUAUGAUUCUUCAUAUCAUGACCCCAAACACUGUGUAUAAAUUUAAAGUCAAUCGGAUAAUAAUUUUAGCCUCUACAGUGUCCACAAGAUUUUUCAAAGUGAUCAAGGGUCAUAACUCUGGCAGUAAUUAUCGGAAAUUGCUGAAAAUCAAUAGGCUUCUUCGUCGCAUGACCUUAAACACUGUGUAUAAAUUUAAAGUCAAUCGGAUAUUAACUUUAGCCUCUAGAGCGUCCACAAGAUUUUUCAAAGUGAUCAAGGGCCAUAACGCUGGCAGUAAUUAUCGGAAAUCGGAUAUUAACUUUAGCCUCUAGAGAGUCCACAAGAUUUUUCAAAGUGAUCAAGGGCCAUAACUCUGGCAGUAAUUAUCGGAAAUCGCUGAAAAUCAAUAGGCUUCUUUGUCUCAUGACCUUAAACACUGUGCAUAAAUUUAAAGUCAAUCGGAUAUUAACUUUAGCCUCUAGAGCGUCCACAAGAUUUUUCAAAGUGAUCAAGGGCCAUGACUCUGGCAGUAAUUAUCGGAAAUCGCUGAAAAUCAAUAGGCUUCUUCGUCUCAUGGCCUUAAACACUGUGUAUAAAUUUAAAGUCAAUCGGAUAUUAACUUUGGCCUCUAGAGCGUCCACAAGCAAUUGUGGACGACGGACGGACGGGGGCGACGACAAUAUACGACCACAUUUCAAUGUGGGCGUAUAAAAACGGUAUUAAACAUAUAACUUUGUUACCCUAUUUGUACUCAACUGCUUACAGUGUAUUGUACUGCAUGUAUGUACGAGAGAAAUUUUGCUCGGACAGCAAUUGAAUUCUAACUUUCAAGGGUUCUUUACUUCUUUUACGUACCAGCCAAGGAACAUGGGACAUUUUUUUUUUUUUAACCUAUCUGAAUGACUAGACAGUUUCCUUUCCAGAUUCUACAUGCAUGUCCUGACAAGGGUAGCUGUACAUGAGAAUAACACAUAGAAUAUUUAAAAUAUUUUAUAAAGGUCAAUAUAAUAUGUUGUUCUAUUUCAGAGAUUUUAUGUAAUAAAUAUUCAUGUAUGUUGAAUAAAAAAAACUUUAGUGACCAUGUUCA
This is a messenger RNA of Patella vulgata (common limpet), 13358 nucleotides long. RefSeq lists its product as uncharacterized. Gene Ontology annotation, biological process: regulation of cilium assembly; centriole replication; mitotic cytokinetic process. Bases 1177 to 3369 code for a protein of 730 amino acids. Gene Ontology annotation, cellular component: centrosome; centriole. The transcript has 21 exons. The record is from RefSeq and is a predicted model, not a curated record. NCBI's taxonomy places the organism in Eukaryota, Metazoa, Mollusca, Gastropoda, Patellidae.